Molecule: messenger RNA, 1011 nt
Organism: Serpula lacrymans var. lacrymans S7.9
Lineage: Eukaryota; Fungi; Basidiomycota; Agaricomycetes; Boletales; Serpulaceae
Exons: 5
Coding region: 1-1011 (336 amino acids)
Source: RefSeq, a predicted model, not a curated record
AUGGUUGUUCUCCAUUAUCAACUGCAAUUAGUAGAAUCAGCUCAAGCUCACUCAAAUCCAUCAACAUGCGCUCAUCUACUAGGACAAAGAAGCUUUGCCAGGGCCCUUGGUGCUAAUACUGCAACAGUUUUUGAAGCUCUCGUCAAUUUGAUAAACAUGUGGAAGCCUGCAAACGAUGACUUACCUGUGCCUCAAAAAUGGCGCAAACUAGACUCAAAUUCCAGUCCCGACUUUACAUUCAACAAAACUGCUUAUGGAGAAAAUCAGGCACAAAUUGACGAAGCAGAACCAUCGCACCAGGAAUCUUCGCUGGACUUAGACUCUGAGGUGCACAAUGAACGUCCCUCAAGCUUUAUUCAAGUCAUACCACACCCUCACACCGGCAUUAAGGAACCAACCAUUAUCUCACUAGAUACACCAACAACCUACAGUACUUUCAAUGUCCGUGGCAUCAACAGCAAACCAUGGGCUCCGUUCCGAACUCGUGCAGACUUUGAGUAUGCAGAAACCACUGUAAAAGGAUUAUUUAGCAAGGACAUCAUCAACACACAGUUACGUGGUAUACACGGUGGAUGGGCACGUGAAACGGCAAUCACACUGCAAAGCCACGUCAAUCUAGAACAUUCAUUGAAAAAAGCACGGAAACUAUGUCCUCAGUUUCGAGAGGGGAAUGUCUCAGCCGUUUAUUUGGGUGAGACAUUUCAUUUCAGUUUUGUGUAUCGCGAUUCCUGGGAAGUAUAUUGUGACUGGAUCAUGGAUGCCAGCUUAUCAUCCAUGAUAUUCUGGUAUCCGUGUAAGAAAUUCUUUUGUAGGCGCAAUGGCCGGGUCACUCUCAAGACUCAAAUAUAUGAUGAGUUUAGCACUGGUAAUAGAUGGUGGGAUAUACAGGAUCAGCUUCCCAAAGACGACAUCCCACACUGCUUUCUCCCGGUCUCCCUCUGGCUCGACAAGGGGAAUGUAACAAAACGAGUGCGAAAACACCCAAGCCUUCGAGGACUUCUUAGUUCUUAA